AUGACCACUGACAUGACACGCAUACGCCGAGAACUGAGUGCCGACGAUAAGCUCGAGGUUGUGAAGAUGCUGCAACGCACCUUCACCAAGGGCAAGCUGGCCCAUGGAGCCAUCUCGGCCACUGCAGCCCAACUAACUUCACCGCAACACGGCCGUGUGUGUCGCAAACCAGUCUACACGGCUGAUGAGAUCACAGCUAUGGUGAGCGCUGUACCCCACUCCCGGCGCUCGACAAUGCGCGACAUCUCGGAAGCAACUGGGUUGUCGCUUGGCACACUCAGCCGCAGCCUGAAGGCCGGCAUCAUCCAACGCCGCUCGUCACGCCUCAUGCCCCUGCUCACGGAUGCCAACAAGUUGACCAGGGUUGACUGCUCCGCUGGCAACCUAGCAGAAAGUCAAUUUGACAAUAUGUGGGGUAUCGUGCACCUUGGCGAGAAAUGGUUUAACGCGGACAAGGACCGUCGCAAAGUGUACCUGACGAGGAACGAGUCUCUGAGCCGCCGCGCAUGCAAGAGCAAGCGAUUCAUACCCAAGGUCAUGUUUCUUGCUGCCGUCGCCCACCCCCGUGUCGACGAUGACCGCAGCGUUCUGUUCAAUGGCAAGGUCGGCAAGUGGCUCUUCGUGAAGAAAGUCCCGGCCGCUCGCAACUCUCGGAAUCGCGCCGCUGGAACUAUGGUCUCGACGUUAGUCAACGUCAACGCGGAUGUUUACCGUGACUUCGUUCUGUACAAGGUUGUUCCCGCUAUCAAGGCCAACUUUCCCAGUGCCUACAAAAGGGUCAUUUUGCAGCACGACAAUGCGAACCCCAUGCCUCGGUCACGGAUGUAG
Messenger RNA from Aphanomyces invadans, 828 nucleotides. RefSeq lists its product as hypothetical. The coding region runs from base 1 to 828 and encodes 275 amino acids. The transcript has 3 exons. The record is from RefSeq and is a predicted model, not a curated record. Lineage: Eukaryota; Oomycota; Saprolegniomycetes; Saprolegniales; Verrucalvaceae. Gene Ontology annotation, molecular function: nucleic acid binding.